AUGGCCUCCACAAACUCGGCCACGAAGCCGAUCAAGAAGAUCCUGGACGCAACCAAGAUCUCUUCCUUGACCUCGAAACUCGUCCGCAGACCCCUCGACCCCAAGGCUCGCGUCCCCAUUCAAGGACGUCCCCGAGAGGGUAACUCGAAUGCAUUCAAGGAGGCUUCCACCCGCGAGAGCGUGCGGUUGCAGAAGGCCUUGAAUGCGGUCGCUCACGGCAAGCACAUCUUUGUCUACCACAAUGUUCGGACGAAGCAAGUCGUGUACUCCCUGACUCGAUACCUGGAGAAAACCAACCUCCUCCGCCAAAUGGUCUACCACGGCAAGAAGACCGUCCCCGCUGAACUCCGCCGCGACAUGUGGGUUCCUUACUACUCCGUCCACUUCGGUGAUGCACGACUCGGUCUGCGCGCCUAUCAACUUCUCCGCGAAUUCUCCCUGCAACGACAGCUCGCCCCGCCAGCGGAGAUGAUCACCGAAUUCGACAAGAUCAACCUGAAGCGAAUCGGGCAGACGAUGGAGAAAAGAGAACGUGCACGUGUUCUGAUGAACCAAAAGGCUACCUCAGUUGCCGAUAUCGCCGCGGCCCUGAAUAUCCAGGAUAAGGCAAUUGCGAACGGACUUUUGGACGAGGCAUCCAAGCGCGGAUAUCUGACCCGCAAAGCGCGCCAACGCCGCCGCGCAGCCCUGGAGCGCAUGGCGAAACACCAGGAGUGGAAUCAGGAACACAUCGCCGCGUUGGAGCAACGCUUUGCCGACCUUUCCGGCGAGGAAGUGGAGAUCGGCGAGGCGGAUGGUGAAUAUCCCGAAAAUGCCAAGGACGUAAAGAUCCUCUGGCGUGAUGUGCACGACGCUUACUUUGCCGAGAGCUGGCCUGCUGAUGUGCAGCACGGCGAGCUGGAGCUCAAGCGUACUCACAUCAUUGGAGCUGAGCUUCGCCCCGAGGGCUCGGAUGAGGUCGUUACUGAGCACCAGUUCAACGAGAGAAAGGAGGACCAAUAA
Molecule: messenger RNA, 1002 nt
Organism: Penicillium waksmanii
Lineage: Eukaryota; Fungi; Ascomycota; Eurotiomycetes; Eurotiales; Aspergillaceae
Product: mitochondrial 54S ribosomal protein mL67
Exons: 3
Coding region: 1-1002 (333 amino acids)
Biological process (GO): DNA recombination; positive regulation of mitochondrial DNA replication
Cellular component (GO): mitochondrial large ribosomal subunit; nucleus
Molecular function (GO): structural constituent of ribosome; single-stranded DNA binding; DNA strand exchange activity
Source: RefSeq, a predicted model, not a curated record